Molecule: messenger RNA, 501 nt
Organism: Micromonas commoda
Lineage: Eukaryota; Viridiplantae; Chlorophyta; Mamiellophyceae; Mamiellales; Mamiellaceae
Exons: 1
Coding region: 1-501 (166 amino acids)
Source: RefSeq, a predicted model, not a curated record
AUGCACAAGUACCGACGCGCGACUGACGCGGUCGUCCUCGCCCUCCUCGCCGCCGCGCUCGUCUGCACCGGCGCGCACGCGGCUGAGACACCCGACCCGCCCUGUCUGGAGAUAAGCACCGAGGGUAUCGAGCAACUCAGGGAGCCCUGCAUGGACCCCGCGCUCGCUUGCGCGGACGAGGGGUGCCUCGGCGCCAUGGUCGAGUGGCUCGCGCCGCAGUUUGAAGCCGCCGACGUCGAUACCUCGCUCUACCAGGACGUGAGCCCGGAGUGGAUGGUUCAGUGCUUCGCGCCCAACUUGUCCGCGUACAUGGAGACGAUCCCAGUCGCAACCUUUAUGUCCCUGCGCGAGUGCGACUACGCCCCGUACGUCGAGCGGUGGCCCGAGCUCGCAACCUUCGACUUCUCCGCCGUGUCAACCUCCGACUUCAUGCGCGCCAUGCCCCCGGGUAUGCUGAUGGAGAUCCUGUCCAACCAGCGGAGGCAGAACCGAGGGUGGUGA